Brassica napus (rape) is the source of this 2664-nucleotide messenger RNA. RefSeq lists its product as uncharacterized. Gene Ontology annotation, biological process: proteolysis. The transcript is spliced from 6 exons. Lineage: Eukaryota; Viridiplantae; Streptophyta; Magnoliopsida; Brassicales; Brassicaceae. The record is from RefSeq and is a predicted model, not a curated record. Gene Ontology annotation, molecular function: cysteine-type peptidase activity. Bases 1 to 2664 code for a protein of 887 amino acids.
AUGGUGUCUGCUCGGCUGGUUGAUUGUCCUGAUAUACCAGAAGAAACAGAGAUGCAGCCAAAUCCAGAUAUGAUGUUUGCAGCCGGUGAGAAACCAGUUGGGGUUCGUGUUCUUAGCUAUCAAUCAUCUAGUGCUUUAAAACGGAUUUUUAAUGCGUUAGACGAAGGAGAAUUAGAUAUUAUAAGGAGAUCUUCUUUUGGGAAGUUGAUAGAGAUUGCCGACAAACCAGUUUUUUCUGGUAGAUUCGCGCGUUAUAUGUUGUCAAGGCAGCUGAAAACGAAGAAGAAGCACGAAGCGUGGUUUCGAUUUGCUGGUAAACCGGUCCGGUUUUCACUUCUCGAAUUUGCGAUUGUGACGGGCCUACCAUGUGGUCAAUUUCCCCCGAAGUCAAAGAUGAAGCUAAAGGAAACAAUAACUGAGCAACGUUAUUGGCCGUCGUUAUUCGGAAAAGUUGACACGGUGACCGUCUCUUCCGUCAUCAAGAUGCUGUACCGGAAAACAGUCAAGGAUACGGAGAUCCGGAUCAAAUAUGCAUGUCUGGCGCUGCUUGAAUCUGUUUUGCUGCCAACAAGCUUAAAGAUGAAGAUAUCAAGAGAUCAUGUUGAAGCUAUAAAAGAUCUUGAUGCGUUUUUUGCCUAUCCUUGGGGGAGAGUAGCAUUUGACAUGCUUAUGGGGAGUAUCAAAGAGAGAGAUGAGAUAGCUUUGUCGCAAAACACGAUUGCUAUAAAAGGAUUUGUUCUUGCAUUACAGCUUGUUAUGGUAGAAGCAGUACCGGCGUUGACAGAUGUUGUGCAAGAUACGUGUUCAUCAUCCGAAUCAGAUAGUGAAGAUGUGGAUGGACAUGGCCGUGAUAUUUUCUGUAAGAAACAGACUCUGAACCCUGCACACGCACGCAAUGUAGAUAAGAGAAUUGAUGUUCUCGUAAAUAGCGUCUUGGUUGAAGAUCCGACCGGGCCGAUAAACGCGGGAAAUUUGGUUUAUUCAGACGAAGAACAUGAUGCGCGAGUUGAAAGCAUGUUAGUGCGCAUUAGCCGUAGCCAUUGUUUCAAUAAUUCUGAUUUUCCCUCUGGCCUUAAAAAGAGUGAUGUUGAUCGUAUGCGAGAAGUGGUUAAAUCAACUACAAAGCCAAAGAGAGCUAAGAAGUUCCAGUCUAAUGCGCAAGACAGUGAGACCAGUUAUAUCGUUCAGGUUGUGCUAGAGAAAAUUAAAUCUGAGGUUGCUUCAAUGGAAAGAAACAUCAAAGUGGCGACUUCUGGAGUAGAAGCAAUAGAACAGAAAGUUGGUGUCUACGUUGAAACAUUAUUAGAAAGGUUUAAGGAAGAAAUGCUCACAUUUGUCACCGAAAAGGUUUCUACUCUCUGGAAAGAGCACAUAGGUUCUUUGAGUGGAGCAGGAACCAUUCCAACGUCUCCCACGAAAGAAGUAUCCGUUCCUGCGACUCAUUCAAGUCCGGAUGCUGAUGUCAAUGCCAUGACUAUACAAAACGUGCUGCGAGAUAUUAGUCAGUACUCUACUCCUCCAAGAUCCAAUCGUAUGAGCGAAGCUGGGAAUCUCACUCCAAGUAAUAAAGCUCAUGCUGGAUCUGGAUAUGUUUGCGUCACACCGGUACUUCAGUCAUGUGCACAGUCAGCUAACAGCGAAAAUCGUUCUAGGCAAAACUCCUUCCAUCAACGUUUGGAAGCGCUUAUUCCGGUUGAAGUUCCUAUAUUGCCGACAAACCAGGUUCAUCAUCAGGAACCUAUAGCCGACAUUAAUGUUGGUGACAACAAUGAAGAAGGCCAAUCAUCAUGGAGAAGUAAGAGGCAGAAGACGGUUCCAUCAGGUCUCGUUUGUGAUUAUCAAUGUGAUCCGCAUUUACUUGCUCGUCUUAGGGAAUCUCAGAAGUGCAUAUUUGUUAUACAAGAUAUAUCUGAACAGACAAGAAAGUAUGCAAAACUGGUUACCAAAUUGCAAGGGAAAUUUGUGUUCAACAUCUUGGGAUUGGCAGUAUCUGCAAAGGAACUACUACUAAUUGUGGAUCGACCUCGUACUUACUCUGCUAAGGUUUUUGAUAUUCUAAUUCGAGUUCUACGUUCGGUUAUGACUCCAUUGCUGCCUCCUCAAGGUUCUCGGAGUGCUGCAUUUCUAGAUACCAAAUUUGUCCCUUCUAUUAUGAGGACCUUCCCAAAGUGUCUCAAGUCGAAAAAUAAAGAAGGUUACCUAUUUCCUAAAGGGCUUACUAGGAUUUUCCCUUCAAAAGAAGCUCUGAUGCUCCAUCCAACAAGGUAUUACUUUCCAUUGAAUGUUGCGAACAAACAUUGGGUAGGAAUCUGUUUUGAUGCUGGUUGUGGGAGUAUUAUCAUCCUUGAUUGCAAUUUGGCAUUGCACAAGGAUGCCGCACUGGAAAAAAUUAUAAAGCCAGUCGUGCAGAUGUUAUCCUAUCUUGCUAGAUAUGCAUGUCAACCUUUGGGAGCAGAGCCUGUGAUUCAGUGUUAUGAUGUUGCUAGGCCAAAGUCAGUAGCUCAGAGUAAAGUUCAUGUUGACUCUGGGUUGAUGGCUUUGUUGAUGAUGGCGUAUCACGCCCUCUAUGGCCUCGAUGCGUGUAAGACAAUAACUAGAGAAUUGCUUGAAGAGGAAGGGAAGAGUGCAGCAAUAUUGGCGUAUGAGUUCAAGGAGAAGUUGUAG